This is a messenger RNA of Penicillium atrosanguineum, 1686 nucleotides long. Its product is annotated as class I adenylate-forming enzyme family protein. Lineage: Eukaryota; Fungi; Ascomycota; Eurotiomycetes; Eurotiales; Aspergillaceae. Gene Ontology annotation, biological process: fatty acid biosynthetic process. The transcript has 5 exons. Gene Ontology annotation, molecular function: very long-chain fatty acid-CoA ligase activity. Bases 1 to 1686 code for a protein of 561 amino acids. The record is from RefSeq and is a predicted model, not a curated record.
AUGACCAUCAACUAUCAGAGCACGCAAUUCCCCAACGAGGACAUCUUCGUCCAGCUGCUCAAAACAGCAAGGACCUGCCAGCAUGAUUCAGUCAUUGACUUCAAUCGCGAUAUCACGGCGGAUUACACCUCCCUCUUGACCGAUGUUAUCCAGACACGUCAAACUAUUUGGAGCCAAGUCCCACGGUCGGUGUUCGAUGAGAAGGGUCUCAUCGUGCCAGACACACCAUAUAUCUUCAUUCUUGCACCUGCAAGCUACUCUUAUAUCAUUGCAUCUUUUUCGAUUCUGUCUAUUGGUGCUGCUCUGUGCACCAUGUCGACCGAAACGAAGGAAUCCGACGCCCUCCUGUCUUUGCAGAAAACAAAGUCCUCCAUCAUCCUGGCAGAUUCUAUGCACAUGAAACAAGCCUUGAAAAUCAAAGCCCGCGCGGCAGCUAAACAACAGGCCAUCCACAUUGUUCCAAUUACCGUACAAGCCCCAUCGCCCCGACACUUUUCGGAUUUGCGCACCAGCAUUGAUCCAGACUGGACCAUUGACCCGAAGCGACCCAGCGUCUUGAUCAUGACUUCCGGUACAACAGGACCCAGUAAAGCAGUUGUUCAUGGCCGAAGACUAUUUUCACUGGCAUAUUCAUUCCUGAAACCUGGAGAUGUAUUCCUGGCCCAUCGCUCUUCAGCUUGGAUUGCCGGUCUAACGCCACUUGUCUCUGGAAUAUUGCGUGGAGCUCAACUGGAGAUCGUAUCGCGAGAUAUAGCGACUAUUUGGGAUCGAUUCCAAAGUGGGAGGAUUACGGUUUUCUACUCGGUACCGUCUAUUUGGUCGGCUCUUAUGGACUACUACCAGAGCAUCAUCUGCAAUCUGCCACCGAAGAUACAUGCGGGAUACAAACAGGGCGCGAGCUAUAUCCGGCUCGCGAAUGUGACUGGUGGCUCUUUACUUCCCCAUGUGAGGCAGUUCUGGACGGAAGAGCUUCAAAUGCCUCUGGUAAUAACCUAUGCCGCCACGGAGGUCGGAGGUCUUGCGACUAUGAGAAACCCGGCUCCAUUUCCAGAUGACAAGCGCCGUGUUGGGCUCCCAAGCCGCCAUGUGUCUUUUAAACUUUCCGACGGCGAUCGAGGAGAGAUUCUCGUCAAAGGCCCAACCGUAUUCCAAGGGUAUCUUGAUAACCCGGAUGCCACUGAUGCUGCAUUUGACGAGGAUGGCUAUUACAAGACCGGAGACAGCGCAUACUGGUCAAAAGACGAGGUUGUGCUGAUGGGUCGAGAUUCAGAAUUCAUCCGAUACUACGGCCACAAAGUUUCUGUAUAUGAUAUCGAAGCCGUAAUUGGCAAAUUGCCCUAUAUUUCACAAGCUUGUGUUUUGGCUGUGCCCGUCUUCAACAAUAUCUAUACAGAACACAGAGUUGGAGUUGUCAUUCGUGUUAGCCCCUCGUCCCGAAGAUACAUCAAAGGGCUCUGCUGCGAAUGCGAUAUCACCCUCGAGAGGCUGAGAGAUGAUCUUUCACCCGAUCUGCCAUUUCAUAUGCUUCCUACGGCUAUACAUACUCUUCAUCCAGGGGAAGAAAUUCCAAAGACUGUCUCCGAUAAGUUUAAGAGAAAGGAUGCGGCGGAGAAGUUUUUCCCUGUCGGUGAAAUAAAGCUGUCAGCCAAGGCAGAAGAGUGGGAUAAGGAGUGUCAAACGAUCUAA